AUGGCCACAUUUCCGGCUCGCAGAUCCAUACCGGGCCAGCGAGACGAUAUCGCCCACGCCCUAGACAGCCUGGACAUCCAACGUCCCAGUGCUCCCCAGCCCGAAGAUCCCGAAUCCGACGAGGAAGAAUUGGACUUUGAGGCACCGCAGCCAUCGUCUAGUAGGCCUGUUUGGACGGCGCCAACUCCUUCCAAGAAGCAAUUGGCGACUUCCUCCAAGAUCUGCGCAGCGGAGAACAAGGCGUACGGAACCGAUGCCCUCGGGGUCCGAAUAGAGAGUAGGGCAGGGCGAGGGAGGGGGUUAUUCGCUUCGAAGUCAUUCAAGCCUGGCGAUACCGUAUACUCCGUCCAGACUCGCCCGCCCGCCGCUGUCCUGUCCACCUCGAACCUUACCUCUCACUGCUCAGCGUGUUUCCUCUCCGCUAGGGACGCAGCCACUUUGCGGCAGAAAGAGGAAGAACCGCUGAAGCGAUGCUCGGCAUGUCGGGUGAUUCACUACUGCUCUGUGGCCUGUUCAAGGGCAGAUUGGACGCUGCAUAAACCGGAAUGUACGACGUUUCAGUUGCUCCGGAAACGCCACAAGGAGCGGUAUCCUGAUACGAAGGUUGGGAGUCUGGAGUUCUUACCUCAUGAGUUGUCCAGAGCUUUGGGGAGGCUGUUGUGGGCGAAGAAGCGGGCUAUGGAUGCAGGUGUAGCAUGUCCUGCGUGGGACGAAUACUGUCUACUCCAAUCCCAGCUUGAAUCACAGAACGGCCUGAUCUCGAAGACGCAGGACGAGUCGUACCGCCUGGCCUUCUACCUCGGGCUCGCCAUACCCAACGUCCUCGAAGCGGGCGAAGGCACCGCUCUCAGUCUGCUCAUGAAGCACUUUGGGAUUGACGGGAACCCAGAUCUGGAACUGAUGAAGAUGUGGUCCAGAUACCAAACCAACGCGUUCACUCUGGACUCGCCGGACUUGACUGCGCUGGGAGUGGUCAUUGCUCCAGCGCUGGCUAUGGCUAAUCACUCUUGUGAGCCUAAUGCGGUGGUCGUCUUCCCAAGAGGGCAGGGGAUGGGACAGAUGGUCGCUAUACGGCCGAUACAGCCUAAUGAGGAGAUUCUGGUCUGCUAUAUCGACGUCGCCUCGCCCUUCUCUCAGCGUCAAUCGGAGCUCUCGUCGCGGUACGGUUUCACAUGCGACUGCUCCCUGUGCCAGCGGGAACAAGAUGCGAGUUGGGUCGAUCCGAGAUGGUGUCUCCUACAUCCGGGGUGUAAGCUCAGUGGCAAGGGGCGGAUGAUCGACAGUAUCAAGUGGGACACCGUGCCCUCGGAUCUACGGCCUGGGAUGGCGUCAGGAGUAUCGCAGUCAAAGAGCUCCGCUUCGAGCGCAAUACGAUGUUCAGCUUGCGGGGAGACGUACGAGGUUAGAGAGAGGCUGUUGAUGACCGCGUUGUCUCGAGCGAAGAGCUUCUUAAGGAGUGAUGAGGAUGGGUGGCUGUUAAUUCACAACGCCGACACUGCGCCAAUCAUUCAGUCGACCACGACCGUCGCUUCCCAACUCCUCACUCUCUGCCCGCCCUCCAGCUAUCCCCUCAUUCCGCUACACCGCCUCCUUACUCGUCUGCUCACUUCCGACCCGCCCUCAUCCCUCCCCUUACUUGCUGUACCUUUACACCACCUCACCCUCGCCAUUGAAGGCGCUCGGGCCAUAUACGCCUCGCACCACCCAACCCUCGCCGUCCUCCUCGCUCAACGAGCGCGACUACUGGGUCUACAAUUCCCACCCACCGAAGAGGAGAUGGAGAAUGGCAGGAAGCCCGAGAUGGUGCGGCAAGAGAUGCAGCGGAUGGCUGCUGCCAUGGCGGCGUAUCGGGAGGCGGUUACUGCGUGUACGGGUUGUUUUGGGCGGGAUGGGGGCAUUUUGGGAUUGGGACUGCGGGCGGAGAUGGAUGGGCUGGAGAGGGAGAUAGGCGCGAUGCGGUUAGGAAUGGAGGAUGCUCGCACGACGAAGCGAGUAGAGUAA
This is a messenger RNA of Dioszegia hungarica, 2001 nucleotides long. RefSeq lists its product as uncharacterized. Bases 1 to 2001 code for a protein of 666 amino acids. The transcript is spliced from 8 exons. Lineage: Eukaryota; Fungi; Basidiomycota; Tremellomycetes; Tremellales; Bulleribasidiaceae. The record is from RefSeq and is a predicted model, not a curated record. Gene Ontology annotation, cellular component: nucleus. Gene Ontology annotation, molecular function: protein binding.